Messenger RNA from Diachasmimorpha longicaudata, 2820 nucleotides. RefSeq names its product NF-kappa-B inhibitor-interacting Ras-like protein (gene kappaB-Ras). The transcript has 2 exons. The coding region runs from base 72 to 677 and encodes 201 amino acids. NCBI's taxonomy places the organism in Eukaryota, Metazoa, Arthropoda, Insecta, Hymenoptera, Braconidae. Gene Ontology annotation, molecular function: GTP binding; GTPase activity; GTPase activating protein binding. The record is from RefSeq and is a predicted model, not a curated record. Gene Ontology annotation, biological process: canonical NF-kappaB signal transduction; Ral protein signal transduction.
UUAAUCAGGGAAUCUCCAAACAAGUCGAUUGGCAGGCAAUAGCUAGUGCUUUUCAGUGUUAUUUUGAGAAAAUGGGGAAAACUACAAAAGUCGUGGUGUGUGGGAUGAAGGGCGUGGGGAAGACAGCGUUGCUGGAGCAGCUGAUAUACGGAAAUGUUACGCUGAAAACCGAGAUUCAUCCUACAAUCGAGGAUAUCUACGUGGCGAACAUAGAGACCGAUCGUGGAACCAAAGAGAAAGUGAGGUUUUAUGAUACAGCUGGUCUCGAUGGACAGCAUGCCAACACAAAUGCCCAGCAACUGGCACGACAUUACCUGGGUUUUGCUGAUGGUUACGUUCUUGUUUAUGACACUGCCAAACCUGAGUCACUUGACGUACUAUUUCCAUUGAAAAAAGACAUUGAUAAAAAUAAAGAUAAGAAGGAGAUUACGGUUGUAGUUGUGGGCAAUAGAACAGGAUUUGAUAGUGACACGCAGAGUCUUGAGAAUACAGUGGGGAGGGCUGUUAAUUGGUGCACGAGAGAGAAGAUAAGACAUUUUGAGGUGAAUGUUAUGGAUAGACAGAGCUUGUUCGAGGCGUUCAUUUAUUUAUCCUCGAAGCUCAAUCCUAUUCAGAAUAAGAGUACUUUUCCACAGCUGAGUAUGGGGAGAAAAAAUGUUAAGGCUGAUGCUACAUGAUUGAUACUCAAGGCGAAUUGUGUAAGACAAUUCUUGGGGAAAAUAUUUCGAGGCGUGUGCUGUGAUGUUGAAAAGGGGGAGGAGACGGAAAUUUUUGACGUUUAAUUGUGGGAUAGUCCAAAUACAGUGUUGUUUUUAUCGGUAUUGUUUUGAAAUCGUAAUAUCUCUGGUUGAGCACAUGCCGCUGGGAGGAAUUAUAUUUUUGUAAUUUUUUUCCAUCGCCAAGUUUCUCUAUUGAAGAAAGGCUGCGUUGGUAAAUUAGGAGAACUGUAUUGUCAAGGUAUUGUACAUUGUAUUACAUUGAUGCAAAGCAAUUUCAUUAUAAGUCCUGGUUUACCAAUUUGCCCCAGAAAUUUUUAGGGGCGAGCAGGAAUUUUUAACGGAAAAGGUGGCAACGAUUCGCAGUGACAAUUAGAAAUAUUAUUUCUUAGCACUAGAUUUUUUGGGGAGAUUUUCUCUCCAUUUAGGGCAAUGGGCGGGGCAAUAUUGCAUACGUAUCCCCAAGGCUCGUAGAAUCAUUGAAAUGUUUUUUAUUAAAUUUUGGGGUUCAGCAGAAGACAGUUGACUUCAAACAGAAUUUAAUUAGUUGGGCUCAUGCAGUUCAGUUGACUGCAGUAUAAAUUAAAUUCUAGAUUCAAUGAAUUUCCAAAAAAAUAUUUUAAACUCUGUCCUUGUAGGAAAGUGGGUCUCAAGAAUGAUCCACUAAAAUGUUCAUAGACCAAAUUUAGAACGAUAACACCGAAUAAUGUCAACAGUCGAAUGUCUCAUAUCACAAUUUUCCGUUGUCCCACUUCCUCGUAACAUUUUUUUCAUACAAUUGUUAUUUUACGUGGAUUUCCACGAUUACUUUCAGAGAUCGGUGGCAAUAUCACCUUGUAUAAUAUUUUACUUCGAGUAGACAACGGGUAAUCCGCUGGGAAUGAGGAACCAACAUUUUUCAUUUAUCUUCGCGUUAAAUGAGUAAUUAAUUCACUGUAGAAGUUAUUGAAACCAUUUAUCAUGCCAUUACCAAAUGUCGAGGGGAUUAAAAAUCGAUUUAACAUCAUUAUCAAUUAUGAAAACGCUCGAAAUUCAUUUUUUCCCAUUCACCAUUAGCAUUUUGAUUGAAAAUACCGUGUGACCUCAUUUGAGGGUUUUCUUUUGUCAGUAAACAAUUAAUAUAAUCGUAGUAUUGAGUAUUGACAAUGCUGGUGUUGACUGAUCUCUGUAUAUCCCCUUUUGCUCAAAAUAUGCAUUUGUCCAUACCAUAAUUGGGUUUUUGGGUGCAAUUAAUUUAUUAAAUGACUACAUCCUUAUUUUUUUGCUCAUCUAAACUACCGAAAGCCACUGAAAUGAUUUUUGUCGUUUUAUUGCCAGUGAUUUCUUCAAUUUAAUUGCAUACAAUACCCCAAUUAUGAAUUGAAUCUCACUUAAGUCCACCCCCAAGCUUUUACCCUAAAAACAGGAAUAUGUAAAUAUCGUUAAAAUAUUUGUAAGCAAUUAGAAGAGCAAGAUCUGAUUUUUAGCCACUCGUAAAUAACAUUUUGCGUGAAUUCUUGAAUCGUACUUAACUACACUGAGAAAAAAUUCUCAAUUUUCUUGAACCUGGUGUAACAACGAACAAUAUCAGUACAAAUUUCGUAUAUUUAAUCUCAAAAAUAAUGACAAAUUCCUCUUUGUUGCAUUUUACCUCGAAUGCAUUAUUGUCAUACCUCGAACUGAAUGGAUUUAUCUCGUUCCUUCAACCGUUGUACUUAAAUUAUUCAUUAAGACUCAAAGUUAUCUAUUCGCGAUUUAAUGAUAAUUAUAAAUCAGGAUGAGGGGAGGGAACUGAUGUCAGGAUUCUCAAUCAUACGGAAUUGAUUAAUAUUUUUCGUAAAGUAAUGUAACACGUAUUUUAUCAAAUCUUUUAUUAACGAAAUUAAUGAUAGACUUGGCUUCGUCAGUGAAAAUUAAUCUUUUUAUUGUAAAAAACACUUCGGCAGAGACCAAUUCGUCUACCAGAUAAUGGCCUUUUUCAAUUGCCUUAGUACAAUUAACGAUCCAAAGAUGUAGUCCCACAGUUUGCUGCUUAUACCGAAACCUGAUGAUGUAAAUUUUCAAUAAUAGAAUCAUUGGAAUUUGGAAAAUUUAUUGACGUAUGUUAUCGAUAAUUUUACCUUCG